ACCAAGAAAACAUAUCCAUCGCUCGCGUCGCCGCGCCUCCAAUUCUCCAACCUCGAGGGAGCAGGCGACCAAGUCUGAUCGGUAAAUAUAUAACCAUGGCGGAGAGGAAGAAGAGUAGCGGCAGCAGCGCGUCGUCGCCCGGCGCCUCGCCGUGCUAUGACGACGAGGGCGAGACGAAGGUGCCCAGAGGGCACGUCCCGAUGGUCACCGGCUGCGGCGAGCGCGUGGUGGUGCCGGUAAGGCUUCUCGCCGACCCCUGCGUCGCGGAGCUGCUGGAGACGGCGGCGCAGCUAUACGGGUACGGUCAGCCGGGCGUUCUGCGGAUCCCCUGCGACGCCGGGCAUUUCCGUCGGGUCGUCGACUGCGCGCUGCAGAGAGCCGGCUAGCUAAGCAGUGGCCUUUGGCCUGGCGCGCGCCCUGACGAGAAUACAUGUAGUCAUGUAGACCUAUACAGUUACUGUAUUACAGUACAGUGUAGAUGAGCUUAAUUGGACAUGUAGUCACUUCUUUCAUUGAUCAAUUCUUUGAUGAAUAUACGAGGGAGAUCCAAAUUUCUUGAAAAUGGUCAUGCUAGUGUGUAAGAA
Molecule: messenger RNA, 584 nt
Organism: Brachypodium distachyon (stiff brome)
Lineage: Eukaryota; Viridiplantae; Streptophyta; Magnoliopsida; Poales; Poaceae
Product: auxin-responsive protein SAUR71
Exons: 1
Coding region: 96-386 (96 amino acids)
Biological process (GO): response to auxin
Source: RefSeq, a predicted model, not a curated record